Molecule: messenger RNA, 1204 nt
Organism: Dermatophagoides pteronyssinus (European house dust mite)
Lineage: Eukaryota; Metazoa; Arthropoda; Arachnida; Sarcoptiformes; Pyroglyphidae
Product: transmembrane protein 19
Cellular component (GO): membrane
Source: RefSeq, a predicted model, not a curated record
GUCGAAUCAUCAUCAUUUCAAUCAAUAUGAAGAUGUUGACGAUGUAAUUCUUUAAUCAAAUGAAAUAUUAAACAAACGAAAAAAAACAAUGUCGCUAACAUUGAAUCGUCAUAUUUAUCUUCCAUUAUUUGUUGCAUUUUUAAAUUGUUUUUUAUUUUUAAUCGCUAUUAUUUCAUUAUUUAUUCGAGAUGCUGAUCAUCAACCACAUUGGUCAAGAUGUGUAUUAGCAAUUCUUAUUCCCAGUUUGAUGGCUUAUCGUGGUCUAAAACGGAAAACCAUCGAUUAUACGGGAGCUAUUGCCGGUAUGAUAAUUGGAAUGUCAGUGAUAUUAUCAAGCUAUGUCGGUAUGGUUGCAUUCAUAACCUGUUAUUUAGCUACAUCGAAAGCAACCAGAAUAGGUGAAGAUAUAAAACGACAAUUUGAACCAAAUUUUAAAAAAGGUGGCCAAAGAAAUUGGAUACAAAUUGUCAGUAAUUUAGGUGCUGCAAAUAUUGCCUUAUUAUUACGUUUAAUUUGGUUUGGUGUUGGUGAAAUUCGUUUGGAUUUUUUACAUAAUGAAAAUUAUUGGAAUUCAUGGUUAUUACUUUCAUCAUUGAUAUCAAUAUCAGCUGCAUUGGGUGAUACAUUUAGUUCGGAAUUAGGUCCAGUAUUUUCUGGACCAAAUACUGAACCAUUAUUAAUAACAACAUUACGUCGUGUACCACGUGGAACAAAUGGUGGUGUUACUAUUGAUGGAUUUAUAGCCGCAUGUAUUGGUGGAUUUAUUAUUGGCCUUACUAGUUAUCUAUCAAUCAUAAUGUUUAUACCAACAUCUGGAUAUUGGAUACAGACAACCACUUCACAUCAUAUAAAAUGGUCAACACCACAAUGGCCAUUAUUACAUUUUUGUCUUUAUAGUGGAUUAUUAGGUUCAACAUUAGAUUCAUUAAUGGGUGCUACAUUACAAUAUACUGGAUUUGAUCAUCAUCGUCGUCGUAUUAUUGAAAAUGAUCAACAACAAAUUGUUGAUCCAUUUGGAUCAACAUUAUCUAAUUCAUCCAAUUUUGAACAUAUUACUGGUCGUAAUAUAUUGAAUAAUCAUGAAGUAAAUCUAAUAAUGACAAUUAUUAUGGCUACUAUUGUUCCAUUAAUAAUAAUGCCAUUAUGGCCAUUUGGUUUUGGUGAUUCAUAUUGAAAAUCAAUAAUAAUAAUAAAAAAAUGAUCC